Messenger RNA from Rhinopithecus roxellana (golden snub-nosed monkey), 1262 nucleotides. RefSeq names its product tripartite motif-containing protein 55-like. The coding region runs from base 261 to 1262 and encodes 333 amino acids. Gene Ontology annotation, molecular function: zinc ion binding. The transcript has 7 exons. The record is from RefSeq and is a predicted model, not a curated record. Lineage: Eukaryota; Metazoa; Chordata; Mammalia; Primates; Cercopithecidae.
GUUGACUCCUGCUUGUCACCUGUCAGGAUCCAUCCUCCUGUCACUGGCUUAUAUGGACAAGUCAGCCCACAUCACGUGACUGCAGGUUGCUAAAAACAGCUCCGGCACCCACUCCAAACCAGGGCCUGAAACAAUGUCCUCCACCGAGAGAAACGUAAAGGACACUUGAUCACACAAUCCCUGGAAUAAUAUCCAGGAAACACUUGCUGGAGCCACUUGCAGCACCCUUCCCUGGCAGCACACUUGGGGACGGCGAGGAGAUGAGCGCAUCUCUGAAUUACAAGUCUUUUUCCAAAGAGCAGCAGACCAUGGAUAACUUAGAGAAGCAACUCAUCUGUCCCAUCUGCUUAGAGAUGUUCACGAAACCUGUGGUCAUUCUUCCCUGUCAGCACAACCUGUGUAGGAAAUGUGCCAGUGAUAUUUUCCAGGCCUCUAACCCGUAUUUGCCCACAAGAGGAGGCACCACCAUGGCAUCAGGGGGCCGAUUCCGCUGCCCAUCCUGUAGACAUGAAGUGGUUUUGGAUAGACAUGGGGUAUAUGGACUUCAGAGGAACCUGCUGGUGGAAAAUAUCAUUGACAUCUACAAGCAGGAGUCCACCAGGCCAGAAAAGAAGUCCGACCAGCCCAUGUGCGAGGAGCAUGAAGAGGAGCGCAUCAACAUCUACUGUCUGAACUGCGAAGUGCCCACCUGCUCUCUGUGCAAGGUGUUUGGUGCACACAAGGACUGCCAGGUGGCUCCCCUCACUCAUGUGUUCCAGAGACAGAAGUCUGAGCUCAGCGAUGGCAUCGCCAUCCUCGUGGGCAGCAACGAUCGAGUCCAGGGAGUGAUCAGCCAGCUGGAAGACACCUGCAAAACUAUCGAGGAAGUUUGCAGAAAACAGAAACAGGAGCUUUGUGAGAAGUUUGAUUACCUGUACGGCAUUUUGGAGGAGAGGAAGAAUGAAAUGACCCAAGUCAUUACCCGAACCCAAGGGGAGAAACUGGAACACGUCCGUGCUCUGAUCAAAAAGUAUUCUGAUCAUUUGGAGAACGUCUCAAAGUUGGUUGAGUCAGGAAUUCAGUUUAUGGAUGAGCCAGAAAUGGCAGUGUUUCUGCAGAAUGCCAAAACCUUGCUACACAAAAUCUCCGAAGCAUCAAAGGCAUUUCAGAUGGAGAAAGUAGAACAUGGCUAUGAGAACAUGAACCACUUCACAGUCAACCUCAAUAGGGAAGAAAAGAUAAUACGUGAAAUUGACUUUUACAGAGGUUUGUUAUUCUUUUGA